AUGGCGUCCGUGUCCAAGCGGCGUGUCGCCAUGAUCACCGGCAUCACCGGGCAGGACGGGUCGUACCUUGCGGAGCUGCUCCUCGAGAAGGGCUACGAUGUGCACGGCGUCAUCCGGCGGUCUUCGUCCUUCAACACGGGCCGAAUCGACCACAUCUACCGCGACGAACACCUCACGCUCCACUACGGCGACAUGACGGACGGGACGGUGCUGCACCGCCUCAUUGCGCGGCUGCGGCCGGACGAGGUGUACAACCUCGCCGCACAGUCGCACGUGAAGGUGUCCUUCGACGCGCCCGAGUACACGGGGCAGACCGACGGCAUUGGCACGCUGAAGCUUCUCGAGUCCAUCCGCGCCAACAACCUGAUGGAGACGUGCCGCUUCUACCAGGCGAGCACCAGCGAGCUCUACGGCAAUGCGCAGGAGGUGCCGCAGACGGAAAAGACGCCCUUCUACCCGCGCAGUCCGUACGCCGUGGCGAAGCUCUACGCCUUUUGGGUAACGGUGAAUUACCGUGAGUCGUACGGCCUGUUCGCGUGCAAUGGGAUCCUGUUCAACCACGAGUCCCCGCGUCGCGGGGCGACGUUCGUGACAAAGAAGAUUGUGCGGGCCGCGGUGCGCAUCCGGAAGGGGCUGCAGAAGGAGCUGCUGCUUGGCAACGUGAAUGCGCGGCGUGACUGGGGGCACGCGAAGGACUACGUGUACGGCAUGUGGCUGAUGCUGCAGGCGGAGAAGCCCGGCGACUGGGUGCUGGCGACGGGCGAGCAGCACAGCGUGAAGGAGUUCUGCAACGUGGUCUUUGCGAGGCUUGGCUACGAGUUGGAGUGGUCCGGCAGCGGGGUUGACGAGGUCGCGUACGACGCGGCGGACCCGCAGAGGGUGCCGCUGAUUCGCGUGGACCCGCGCUACUUCCGCCCCGCGGAGGUGGAGACGCUGCUGGGCGACGCCAGCAAGGCCGAGCGCGACCUCGGCUGGAAGGCCACGUGCAGCUUCCAGGAGCUGGUGGACGACAUGGUGCGGCAGGAGAUCCACGAUGUCGAGACCGGCGUGGAUACGUGGCGGUGA
Molecule: messenger RNA, 1065 nt
Organism: Trypanosoma conorhini
Lineage: Eukaryota; Euglenozoa; Kinetoplastea; Trypanosomatida; Trypanosomatidae
Product: putative GDP-mannose 4,6 dehydratase
Exons: 1
Coding region: 1-1065 (354 amino acids)
Biological process (GO): GDP-mannose metabolic process
Molecular function (GO): GDP-mannose 4,6-dehydratase activity
Source: RefSeq, a predicted model, not a curated record